UCUCCUGGCAGCCAUCAUGAAGGGUACAGUCUCGAUCUGCUGUUUCCUCUCCCUGCUGCUUUUGCAGGCCACAGCAGAAGAGGAAGACUACACUUCCGUCCUCAGAGACAGAUCUCACAUUGACGAGACGCUACGACUUGCAACUGAAGAAAAAGCAGGAGACUAUGCAGCGGCUCUACAGAGGUUGCGGAAGAUCUACCACACAUCCAUCAAGCCGAUGGAGCAGGCCUACAAGUACAAUGAGCUGAGGCAGCACGAGAUCUCAGCCUACCCCGGACGAACCCUGGGGGACUCAGCCACAGAUGGAGAGAUUACUUCCAAACCCAUGGUACUCUUCCUGGGACCUUGGAGUGUUGGAAAGUCCUCCAUGAUCAAUUACCUCCUGGGCUUGAACGACAGCCCCUAUCAGCUCUACACAGGAGCUGAGCCCACUACCUCUGAGUUCACUGUUAUUAUGCACGGGGAGAAGAUCCGCUCUGUUGAAGGUAUUGUAAUGGCAGCAGACAGCUCUCGCUCUUUCUCGCCCCUGGAGAAGUUUGGACAAAACUUCCUGGAAAAGCUGAUCGGUAUCGAGAUGCCCCACAAGCUGCUGGAACGUGUGACCUUUGUGGACACACCAGGAAUCAUUGAGAACCGCAAGCAGCAGGAGAGAGGCUAUCCUUUCAAUGAUGUUUGCCAGUGGUUUAUUGACCGUGCUGACCUGAUCUUCGUGGUGUUUGACCCCACCAAGCUGGACGUUGGCCUGGAGCUGGAGAUGCUCUUCCGGCAGUUGAAGGGUCGUGAGUCCCAGAUCCGCAUUAUCCUAAACAAGGCUGACAACCUGGCCACCCAGGACUUAAUGAGAGUCUAUGGAGCGCUCUUCUGGAGCUUGGCUCCCCUCAUCAAUGUGACUGAACCCCCCCGCGUCUACGUCAGCUCCUUCUGGCCAUAUGACUACGCACCUGACACAAGUCGUGAGCUCUUCCAGCGAGAGGAAAUCUCCCUUCUGGAAGAUCUGAACCAGGUAAUUGAAAAUCGCAUGGAGAACAAGAUUGCCUUCAUCCGCCAGCAUGGCAUCCGUGUGCGCAUCCAUGGCCUGUUGGUGGACCGCUAUGUCCAGACCUUUAAAGAAAAGAUGAGCUUCUUCAGCGACCCUGAACUAGUCUUCAAGGACAUUGUGGAUGACCCAGACAAGUUUUACAUUUUCAAAUCCAUCUUAGCCAAGACCAACGUCAGCAAGUUUGACCUGCCCAACCGUGAUGCCUACCGUGACUUCUUUGGCAUCAACCCGAUCACCAACUUCAAGCCCCUGUCGGCUCAGUGCUCCUACAUGGGAGGCUGUCUGCUGGAUAAAAUUGAGAGGGCCAUCACCAAUGAGCUGCCCGCUCUUCUGAGCAGCAUUAACUCUGGCAAACAGCCUGGCCUGUCCUCCUGCGAGGCUACCGGCUGUGGUGAGAAGCCAAAGAAUCGCUACCGGAAGAACUGAGGAACACAAAAUAACUUGAGUGGGGGAAGUAAGGAGAAAGAGGAGGUGAAGAGAAGGGGUCUGUUGGAAACCAACCCGACUUUUGUCAGAACGCCUGUAUUGUUGAGGAGAUAGUGGGAGGCAUGAGUAAUUGUUUGUUAAGGCAGCUUAAGGACAGAAGUGCUGAAGAAAUGAGAACAUACCACUGAUCACAGAGUUUUGUUAAUACACACGCCCUCCUCUCUCCCUUGCACAAUCACAGUGGACUGUCUGGGAUUUUGGGGUUGAGGAAGUAAUGAUGUGAAGAAAAACAGACAUGGAAAAAAAUAAGAUCAAAUAAAAAUUGAAAAUCUUGAGACUGAACACAGUCAAAUACCAGCUCCCUUGUAUGUGAAUAAAAACAGGAAAAGUGGAAACAGGAGUUGCAAAUUUGUGUCUUGAGAAUUGCAUUGCAGCAGGUCAAUUCCAUAUGCUUCAGAAGUUGUUUUUGAAGUAGCCUUUUUGUGGGUGCUAUACAAAGCCUUUGUGUUUGGGUGGUCAUCCAAACUUUUGACAUAGAUGAACAUUAACACUGCAUGUUAAAUGUCACAUCUUCUUUAACAGAUGCAUGUAUUUUCCUUCUAACAGAUCCAAGUAAUAGCUCCUCAUGAUACUGACACCUGAAACAUCCCUGCCAUGCAACAAAAAAGGCUUUUUUUUUUCUUAGUUUCAUUGGCUCAUCAGUCUUGCUUGUUGACAACCUGUGAUAUGAGCACUGUGAAGGAAGCAGAGGUCAGGGUUCAAGGGUCAGAGUCUUCAGAGCAGGGUGGACAUACUCAUUCUGCUUCACCUCUUAACUGUUCUUCCUGUUUCUGUUUGCGUCUGUAAAUUUGCCACUCUGGCAGAAAUUCAAUACAAUGUUAUGAAUCAUUUUUAUCCUUCAACAAUAAGCUUCCCAGCUUUUUUUUUAGCUGAAUGACCAUAAAGAAAUGACACAUGAGGAUGUGUUUGAAUUAUAGCUGUCUUUAUCCAUUUGCUCUGCCAUUUCUUUUGCUGGUUAGAAAGAUAUUUAUUGAUUUUUCUGUGUAAACUUUCCAAAUGGGCAUUGACGUAGGCUGUCUGUGUGCUGAACAAUCCUGCUGCAGAAUCUGAUAAACCUUCAGUGCAAGAUUGUGAUAGUGGAUCUCUGUGAUCAUGGAUUUCUUGGCUUGCAAAAAGUGGGUUGGAGGUAAUCAAGAGGAAAAUGUGAAGUGGAGGACUCGUGAGGUGACCCCUGACCUCUGUGGAAAGAAGUAAGCCCCAAAUACUGUCCCCUACACCCAGAACGGUUUGGAGGGAUACAUGUCAAUGCUGCAAUUUCUUAUGCUACCCUACCUCAAUCAACUUCCCAGGACUAUGGCAUGGCGAAAAUUGCUUAAAAUAGUUUGACAUUUUGGGAGAUACACUUCUUAAACAUUAUUUUUCAGUCUGGUGCAGUAACUUUUUGGAGUGUUGUCGUUACCAUAAGGUUGCAAGUCAACCUGCAGAGACUCCAGGAAGUUACUGCACUUGGUCAAGAAAUAGUCUGACACAUAACCCCUCCUAAACCUGUAACGUACCACUGUUAUCCGGAUUAGGCAAGACAUGAUGUGUUAAUCAGGGAGCUUUGGGAAUGGAGGUCGAUGGAUUUUGUUACUUUUGACAGAUGCAGACUAACUGUUCCCCCCUGUUUUCAGACUUUAUGCUAAGAUAAGCUAACCUAACCAGCUGCUGGCUCCAGCUACAUAUUUAGUGAACAUGACAGAUAUAGAAGUGGUAUCAAUUUACCAAAAUGUCAAACUACUGCUUCAAAUACAGGGUCCUAAAUCAUCAAAAAAAACAGGUAGGUGGUAAUAAUUACAACUCCGAAAGGCACCCAAGUUCACUCAUGGACAAAUUCACUUCCAGUUCUCUCUUUGUCCUCUUUCACUAACCCCACAGUGCAGAGUGUUUUCCCCAACUAAAAUCUGAAGCAUAAUGGAACCAAAAAGAAAACUAACUGACAAACAAACCCCAGUGAAUCUCAUAAUCGCUUCAUUUUCUCUGUUUCUCUGAGUGUGUGUGUUCCACAGGAUGUGUUUGGUAUGUUUACACUGCAGAUCCAGAACAUGCCCACUAGAGAGUGCUGUGUAGAAGUGUAAAAAGUUAUACAGACCACAAACUAACGCUCAUAGUAGUAACAAUCUAUAGUGGGAUGAUGGCUUGGGCUAAUGAUGUUGUGUGGUUGUGCUUUUGGUAUAUUUCAGUAACAAUUAUCUUAAUUUACCUGUGAAUUUGAUCUGGAAUGGACGUGUGUCCCAUUAAAGUAGUUGUUGCUUCACUUUUUUUUUUUGUUUUGGUAUAAAAUUUAAAUUAAUCUUGGCCCAGGUUUUGGAAGCUUGAUCAUCAAGAAUAAAGAUUUCUGAUUGA
Messenger RNA from Toxotes jaculatrix (banded archerfish), 3850 nucleotides. RefSeq names its product sarcalumenin (gene srlb). NCBI's taxonomy places the organism in Eukaryota, Metazoa, Chordata, Actinopteri, Toxotidae. The record is from RefSeq and is a predicted model, not a curated record. The transcript is spliced from 7 exons. Bases 17 to 1465 code for a protein of 482 amino acids. Gene Ontology annotation, molecular function: GTP binding.